This is a messenger RNA of Pungitius pungitius (ninespine stickleback), 1702 nucleotides long. Its product is annotated as homeobox protein Nkx-2.5-like. Gene Ontology annotation, molecular function: RNA polymerase II cis-regulatory region sequence-specific DNA binding; DNA-binding transcription factor activity, RNA polymerase II-specific. Gene Ontology annotation, cellular component: nucleus. Lineage: Eukaryota; Metazoa; Chordata; Actinopteri; Perciformes; Gasterosteidae. Bases 175 to 1248 code for a protein of 357 amino acids. The transcript has 2 exons. The record is from RefSeq and is a predicted model, not a curated record. Gene Ontology annotation, biological process: cell differentiation; regulation of transcription by RNA polymerase II.
CCCUCACAAAGCCCGACGUCGCGCGUGUCACAGAGGAGACCCGCACGUUCCUCCCGCGCUCCACGGCGAUGAGGGAGUCCAGAGGCCCGACGCACCUCCAGCUCCUGAAGAAACGGCCCCUGCGCGCAGCGUUCGGUUGAGAAGGAGAGAGCGCGGCGGGAGAGGGGCGCGCGCAUGUUACUCUGCGGGCUCCAUUUCCUCGGUGCUGCAGAGCCGGAGCUGGAUGACAUGAUGCUGCAGAGUCCGCUCACCUCCACGCCGUUUUCUGUCAAGGAUAUCCUCAAGCUGGAGCAGCAGCAGCAGCAGCAGCAGCAGGCCGGGUCCCUGGAGCUCCACGGAGCCCUCACCCAGCACCACAUGACGGGGUCUCCUCCCCAGCAGCAGCUGCGGCGGCAUUUCCAAACCCCGGCGUCCUGCAUGCUGGCCGGCUCCCGCGAUAGCCCCCCCUUCUCGGACGCGGAGGACAACCUGGCCUACCUCAGCGCGCUGGCGGCGCGGGACGAGGACCGAGGGGAGACCAGCCUGUCCCCGGACCUUUACGUGCACCCGGGCCUGCAGGGGGCCAAGCUGGAGGAGCCGGAGAGCAAGAUCUGUGCCAGAGUGUCCCGCGCGGAGCCCUCGCAGGGCGGCCCCGACGACUCGGAGCGACCGCCGCCGAAGCAGAGGAGCCGGCGGCGGCCCCGCGUGCUCUUCUCCCAGGCGCAGGUCUUCGAGCUGGAGCGGCGCUUCAAGCAGCAGCGCUACCUGUCCGCGCCCGAGCGCGAGCACCUGGCGACCACCCUCAAGCUCACCUCCAACCAGGUGAAGAUCUGGUUCCAGAACCGCCGCUACAAGUGCAAGCGGCAGCGGCAGGACAAGUCGCUGGAGGGGGUCGGGCCGCAGCAGCAGCAGCAGCAGCACCACCCUCCGCCGCCCCGGCGCGUCGCGGUGCCGGUGCUGGUGCGCGACGGGAAGCCGUGUCUGGGCGGGACGCAGAGCUACGCCGCCGCCGGCGCUCCGUACGGAUCCAACCCGUACGGUUACAACGGGUACCCGGCGUACACGUACAACAGCCCCGCGUACAACACCAACUACAGCUGCACGUACACCAGCAUCCCCGCCCUCCCCCCGUCCGGCGCCUCCAACGCCUUCAUGAACAUGAACUUGGGCAACGUGGGCGGCCUCGGCGGCUCCGCGCAGGGCCCCACGCACCAGGGCACCGCGGUCACGUCGUGCCAGGGCUCGCUGCAGGGGAUCCGGGCCUGGUAGCUUCACCGGAACCGGUGUCUUUCUCUUGUUUCCCUUUUUCUACGGAGCUCUUAUAUUUUUGGUGAAAACACAAGUAUUGUUCAUAUAAAGGAUGCGAGUUGGGAUUCACCUGAAAUCUCACUCCCAUUUUUGGCUGCUUGAACUGUAACAAAGCCGAGACUGCAGAGCACAAAGUCCGGGGGUCACACGUGACCAUUUGGAGGGGGGGGGGGACAUUUCAUUUUGUGGUCGCACAAUAAUUGGUGCUCCAGCUUGGCACUGAGAGGACUGAAAUGCACCGCAUUUCUUCUUAUUUGAACUAUAAAAAAAGAUUAUUGGUUUUUUUUUAUGAAAGGAAAUGUUUUUUAAUACUCUUUAGACUUUGGAGGAAUUGAAUUGCUGUGUUUGUUUUUUUUUGUUCGACAGAUAAUUGUUUUAGUCUAUUUCACAUCUAUUCAAAUAAAUCAGAGAAAUG